Molecule: messenger RNA, 363 nt
Organism: Cylicocyclus nassatus
Lineage: Eukaryota; Metazoa; Nematoda; Chromadorea; Rhabditida; Strongylidae
Source: the annotation of a GenBank genome assembly
AUGCACCUACAUCAAUACAAACAAUUCAAGGCUACCAUGUGCUGGCAAAUAAUUGGAGUAAUUAGCGUUUCCUCAUUGAUCUUGGCAAUGGUCGUCAACUGUUCUGGCGGAAAGAGAGAAAGAGAACAUGCCGGCAGACAGCCAUCGAGUGACGUCCCAAGGAGUCCCAGAAACGAAGACCGCAGAAUGCAGAAGUCCGGAGAUUUCGACCACAAAACGCAGAAGUCGGCGACGCCGCCAGUUAAUGCUGUCUCGACAAGACGCGAUAAGCUAACGUCCAGAUCAAUAAUGCCUGACGACGGUUACGAGGCUUGUCCGGAUCUCAAUUCCAAACAGCUGGCGAAAAUAGCUGCCGAAACGUAA